Messenger RNA from Xyrauchen texanus (razorback sucker), 2713 nucleotides. RefSeq lists its product as uncharacterized. The transcript is spliced from 2 exons. The record is from RefSeq and is a predicted model, not a curated record. The coding region runs from base 1163 to 2383 and encodes 406 amino acids. NCBI's taxonomy places the organism in Eukaryota, Metazoa, Chordata, Actinopteri, Cypriniformes, Catostomidae.
AAGAGAUUGUUGGAGUGGGGGAAAGGGUGGCAUGCGGCUGUCCCUGCGAUUUUGUUAGGCAUGAGAGCCAGCCCUAACAAGACUACACAGCUCAGCCCUUUUGAGGUAAUGACAGGUCGCUACAUGCGGCUGCCCUGGGAUGCCCCCUUGCAACACGAGGGACCAUCCAGGCCUUUGAAAGACACUUUACAAAAUUAUCUGAAAGCUUUGGAUGACAGUCUGCGAGACACACGGGUUAGUGUUAGCACACGACAAGCAGAUCGAGAUAAUGUUGAGCAAAAAGACAUGCCUGCUUUGCCUGAAAUAGGUGACAAUGUAAUGUUACAGCGGGAGAUCGUUUCCCCCUUAGGUCCGAAAUUUGAUGGGCCUUAUCAGGUGGUAUUGACCACUAACACCUCUGUUCUACUGGACAGGGGGGUUUUGGGUACCGUAUGGAGACAUUGGUCACAGGUGAAACCACUUGAAAAGUGUAACAACUUAUUACCUCGGGAUCAUUAAAUGUCUGUCGUGUAUGUUAAAAUUCUAGAAUUCUAGAACAAAUGUUUUAUCAUUACAGAUGGCUGAAUCCGACAACAUACUGAAGCUGCUAAUUCUUCAAGAAGAAGUGCGUAGUGAGAGACGACUGAAAGUGAAACGAGCUUUCAUCCGAUUGGUACUUCUGCUCUCGUUGGUAUUUUUAAUUCUGAUCGCUUUAUCAUUUUUGAUGUGGAUUCAAAUUUCAAUUUGGACAGGGAGAUUCCAUGCGUUUUCAACUCAUUGGGAUUGCGAGGAGAUCGAUAACCAUCCAUCAUGGGUACAAUACCCAUGUCUAAAUUCAACUGAGGGUCUAAAUUUAAUUCCGACCAUGUACCAAAAGGUAAAUGAUAGUUGUUAUCGUCUGGACGGAAAUGAGACAGUGACCUAUUGGCUUGGUCACUCCCCAAAUUAUCCCGAUACUACCCUCAUUAUGCAAAAAGGUCGGUGGAUGAGGAGUGGAGGCGUUGACCUGUUUGAAGGAGAUUUCAGUUCAAUGAGCUGGAUCCCUGACCACAUAGCUCAUGAAAACAUGAGUGCAUGCUCUAUACGAAUGGAUAUGGUUAAUUGAUAUUUGUUAAAAUCUAGAAAAGGUGAGAGUAGAGCAGAACGAAGGAGGCGUCAGGUAGCAGAUGUGAAUGACUCCCACAUGAUUUUAGGUGGAAAAGCAGUGAAACUUCCGUUAUACCCAAGUGCUCCUGAUCCUCGCCACAUCAUGUCAUACUAUCUUCCCAAAGCUAAGAAUGAACUUGGUUACAACAAAGUCGUUAAAGAUGUAGCCCAAAGCUAUAUAUACAGCAAUAUUGUGAUUAGAGAAGAACCGGGGUCUGAUGAGUAUCAAACAGCAAUAAAUGAUAAGGAUUUGAUGAGAUGGGGAGUGUUAGUCCCAACUAAAUGCCACAUGAUCCGAUGGGACACUAAUAGGGCUUACGGUGCAGUCUGUGAUAGGUUAGGAUGGAUAGAUAAAACUGACAAGGACAAGUUCGAUCUGAAUGGCAGUAAAAAUGGUUUGCCUGCUAUUAAUGCUUUGUCCCUCUCUUGGCCCAGGUACACUAGAUUCGAUGACCCUUGGAAGGAGACUGCACAUGUUGAGCGUUGUUUAGGUAAAGAAAUUCAACAGUGGUCCGAUGUAGCUAUUGGAGAUGAGUGGUUUGACAGGGCAAAACAAUUUAGACAAUUUCUGAGUCCAAUUCCUUCAGUACAGGAAAUCAGAGAUCUAGAGUCUAAGACUCCAUCAGAGGACUGUGCUAAACACAGGUUGACACACCCCAUGGGUCCUGCAUGGCGUCCAGUUGAUAAGAGUAAGAAGGCUAACGAAGCAGAGCUGUCUCUUUGUGUUGCAGAGUUGAAGCAGAAGACUGAAUAUUUUCCUCGGUUGAAGGCGCAAACAGCUGGGCAGAAAUUUAUCACUGCAUUUCUGGAACAGAUAAAAACUAAUGAUCCAUUUGCAGGUUAUGAGUAUUUGAAUUCUCUAUGGCUUAAAUCUAAGGGCACUCCAUGGUAUACUGAUUCGGAACCUCCGUCUGCUAUAGCAGUAGCAUUGGUUUUGGCUUUUUCGGUAGGAGCAAUAUUUACUGACAUGACGGAAACAGUGGAGGAAUAUGUGGAGGAAGCUUGGGAGGAGUUUGUGGCUGCGUCAGAGGAUUUGGUCAUGGGAGCUGUUAAAUAUGUGUUAUAUGCUUUUGGAGCUCUUUUGGGAGUGGGUGUCCUCUGUCUGUGUGUGUGGAUGUGUGUUCGUUUCUGUUUUUCUUAUGUAUGCAGGUCUGUUUGCAGUAACUUGAACCCUUUCGAGGAGGAGAACCGACUGAGAAAACUGACGACACGCUUGAAAGAGAAACUUCAGAAGGAUAACAUCCAUGCCCUGUUGUGAGUGGAAGGUGGGAGAGCCUUCGCGUGGGGACUGGGAAUUUUUAGUAUCCAGCAUGUCCGCAAUGAGGCGAAGAGACAAGUGUGACCCGUCAGAGAAGCAUGCGUUACCACUCCACCUUCCGUAGUGACCUCACUUGGUAGACCAGACGUGGCGGUAUUGGACCCCACAUUGGUCUAAAACGGGGGACUGAAGGUCUCUUUUAGGAACAUUCCAGAGUCUCUCUGUCCUGCACGUCGGCUGAAGGUCUUUUGGGGGAUAAGCUUAUUUGUGACGCUCUCCAGCCUCUCAGGGGAGGGGGUCAGGGGGAAUGCGUUAAACAUGUGUUCCAGA